Physcomitrium patens is the source of this 3433-nucleotide messenger RNA. Its product is annotated as phenylalanine ammonia-lyase. Gene Ontology annotation, biological process: L-phenylalanine catabolic process. Gene Ontology annotation, molecular function: ammonia-lyase activity. The record is from RefSeq and is a predicted model, not a curated record. Gene Ontology annotation, cellular component: cytoplasm. NCBI's taxonomy places the organism in Eukaryota, Viridiplantae, Streptophyta, Bryopsida, Funariales, Funariaceae.
ACUGUGCGAGUGUCGCAUGGGCGUCACUUCACCACCUCCACAUGCACCGAGUGAUCGAACGGUCCAGAUCAUUGAUUGAUCCAGACCUUCGGGACCCACCUGGUCAUUUGAGGACUUGGUCCCGUCUCUAUAAGUCGCCGGUGAGUUUGUUGGGCAAGGUCAUAUUCGUGCAGCUCGUGCAGGUCCGCAGCAAGCGACUCAUUACCAACGUCGGCCUGGGGGACAAGCCCGUCUAGUAUUUAGCUUGAACUCAUCCAUUCUUUCAUGGCCACAGCAUGAGUCGGGAGCAGUGCGUCAGAUAGCGAGCGCAUUUUGAUAGAAACUUGUCGCGAUUGCUGAAUCAAACCGCUCCACAUCGGCAAUAGAUAGCUGUGCAGGUUCUGUAAAAACGGGGUUAUCGGUACACAGCUUGCACGAGAAGCUCUCUAUGGAUAUGCAGGACUGAGGACCAUCCCAGGCCAGCGCUGCACGUACUGGCAAACCGCUCUCAAAUUGUACAUUGACCAGGAUCAGUUGCCUCGCCGACCACCAGCUGCAAAGCGAAACUUUUUGCGGCGACUGGGCUGCAGCUGGCUCUGAUCAAUUGUGACUUUUCCGCAGCCAAGUGAAACACAAUCCCCAUUAUGCCGAUGGCAAUAUCAGGGCAUAAGGUUGACAGCCAAGGCACCGACCACUGCAACGGCGUGGACCACAGCAGCGGCCACCACGACCCCAUGCUUGUGGACUCCAGUGCGUUCUGUAUCAGUGCGCCCCUGCCUGCUCUGUCCGCGGACCCCUUGAACUGGAAGCGCACCGCCAAAGCCAUGGAAGGCAGCCACCUCGACGAGGUGAAGAGCUUCAUCAGGACGUUCUCCGAGUCCACUUUCGUUUCCUUGGAGGGCGUCAGCCUCACCAUCGCCCACGUUGCGGCGGUGGCUCGCAGGCCCGAGCUCCAGGUGCGCUUGGAUGCCGCCAUCGCCAAGAAGCUCGUGGACCAGAGCUCCGACUGGGUGCUGAACAAGAUCAUGCGCGGAUCCGACAUCUACGGUGUCACCACCGGCUUUGGCGCCACUUCCCAUCGCCGGACGCAGCAGGGAGUGGAGCUUCAGCGGGAACUCAUCAGGUUCUUGAACGCCGGAGUGGUGAAUUCCGGAAACACGCUGCCGGUGGCCACCACGCGUGCUGCGAUGCUGGUGCGGACCAACACAUUGUUGCAGGGAUUCUCCGGCAUCAGGUGGGAGAUUCUUGAAGCCAUGGAGAAGCUCCUCAAUUCCCAAGUCACGCCCAAGUUGCCGCUCCGAGGCACCAUCACAGCCUCCGGCGACCUCGUCCCGCUGUCGUACAUCGCUGGUCUCCUCACUGCCAGGCCCAAUUCCGAGGCGGUCACCGAGGAUGGCAGCACGGUGUCGGCCGUGGAAGCAUUGCAGAUGGCGGGCAUCGACAAGCCUUUCGAGCUGCAGCCCAAGGAGGGGCUGGCCAUGGUGAAUGGCACGGCCGUGGGAUCGGCGCUGGCCUCCACCACCUGCUUCGACGCCAACAUCCUGGCGGUCAUGGCCGAAGUGCUGUCCGCGCUGUUCUGCGAAGUGAUGCAGGGGAAGCCAGAGUUCGCGGACCCCUUGACGCACAAGCUGAAGCACCACCCGGGUCAGAUGGAGGCCGCGGCCAUCAUGGAGUACCUCCUCGACGGGAGCUCCUACAUGAAGGCCGCUGCCAAGUUGCACGAGACGGACCCGUUGAAGAAGCCCAAGCAGGAUCGGUACGCCCUGCGCACCUCGCCGCAGUGGCUGGGGCCUCAGGUGGAAGCCAUCCGCAACGCCACGCAUUCCAUCCAGCGGGAGAUCAACUCCGUCAACGACAACCCCCUCAUCGACGCCGCGGGAGACAGAGCACUCCACGGCGGCAACUUCCAAGGCACGCCCAUCGGCGUCUCCAUGGACAACAUGCGCCUCGCCGUGGCCGCCAUCGGGAAGCUCAUGUUCGCGCAAUUCAGCGAGCUCGUGAACGACUUCUACAACAACGGCCUGCCAUCCAACUUGAGCGGAGGGCCCAACCCCAGCCUCGACUACGGCAUGAAGGGCGCGGAGAUCGCCAUGGCUUCCUACCUGUCCGAGCUCAACUACCUCGCCAACCCGGUCACCACCCACGUCCAGAGCGCCGAGCAGCACAACCAGGACGUCAACUCGCUGGGCCUCGUGUCCGCGCGCAAAACCGAGGAGGCCAUCGAGAUCCUCAAGCUCAUGACGUCCACAUUCUUGGUCGGGUUGUGCCAGGCCAUCGACCUGCGCCACGUCGAGGAGACCAUGCAGGCGGCCGUGAAGAGCAUCGUCACGCAGGUGGCGAAGAAGACGCUGUUCAUGAACCCCGCGGAUGGCACCCUCCUGCCCGCCAGGUUCGCCGAGAAGGACCUCCUCAGAGUGGUGGAUCACCAGCCCGUGUUCACGUACAUCGACGACGCAGCCAGCGGCACGUAUCCUCUCAUGGAGAAGCUGCGACAGGCGCUCGUCCAGCACGCCCUGCAGACCAACAAGUCGGACAAGCAGGCGGCCAGCUCGACCUUCAAUCUCAUCGCGGCGUUCGAGGAGGAACUCAAGGUGAGGCUGCAAACGGAGGUGCCACAGAUUCGGGAAGCAUACGACAACAAGGGCUACUCGCCGGUGCCCAACAGGAUCGAGAACUGCAGAACGUACCCGCUGUACAAGUUCGUGCGCAACGGAUUGAAGACGCAGCUUCUGUCGGGACUGCGCACCAUCUCACCCGGCCAGGAAAUCGAGAAGGUAUACGACGCCAUCUGCGAGGGCAAGCACGUGGCUCCGCUGCUGGAGUGCAUCGGAGGAUGGAACGGAGCACCGGGACCCUUCUCAUGCUGACAGGAUUCCUGCAUCAACUCCCAGGGUGGGUGUAAAAUUUUGCAACGCUGGAGCGCGGAGCGUCUGCUUCGGCGACGAGGCAGCAAUGGCUGGGGAAGUGGAGUGGAAGAGGGACUGGGGUCCCCAGGCCCUGAUGGAGGGAGGGAGGGGCCGCCAUAGCCACGAUCGCGGUGCAGUUGUGGAAGGAUGGUGAGAAUGUGGCCCUGUCGCAGGCAGAGUGGAUGCGGAAGGUGCUGUCGUGCUGUAGUGCACCUCUGCUCUCGCAGCCCGAACGGCGCAGAGGUGCUUCAAUUUCGGGCUUGCUGCAUUGAAAUGGGGACUGGCAAGCGGAGCUGCUGCAUUGUGUUACCGAUCUCCUCACCCUUGUAAGAUAUAGGCUGGGUGGAUGUGCCCACUAUCAGUGUAAAGCAUAACAUUCUUGUGAUGUAUUGGAUGUGAUUACUGGAUUCCUGCCGUCAUUAGGGUACAUGCAACUGUAUUGUGUAUUGCAGCGGGAUAUGGAAAGAGUAAGAAUUUAAGAAAUCAAAUUAUUGGUACAGAUGCACUACAAUAAAUUAUUGUCGUCAUUCUUGAUGGAGUUGAGCUCU